Molecule: messenger RNA, 3930 nt
Organism: Heteronotia binoei (common prickly gecko)
Lineage: Eukaryota; Metazoa; Chordata; Lepidosauria; Squamata; Gekkonidae
Gene: INSR
Product: insulin receptor
Exons: 19
Coding region: 2-3928 (1308 amino acids)
Biological process (GO): multicellular organism development; glucose homeostasis; positive regulation of kinase activity
Cellular component (GO): insulin receptor complex; membrane; axon
Molecular function (GO): ATP binding; insulin receptor substrate binding; insulin receptor activity
Source: RefSeq, a predicted model, not a curated record
CAUGGGGCGCUGGUGGUCGGGGCCGGCGCUGACGCUGGCCUUGGCUUGGGCCCUGGCCGGCCUGGGAGCCUGGAGCCGCGCCGAGGUUUGUGACAGCAUCGACAUCCGGAACAACAUGACCAAGUUCAGUUUGCUUGAAAAUUGUACUGUAAUUGAGGGACACCUGCAGAUCUUGCUGAUGUUCAAAACCAAGGCUGCGGACUUCCGGGAUCUCAGCUUCCCGAAACUGACCGUGAUCACGGACUACUUGCUGCUGUUCCGGGUCUAUGGCCUAGAGAGCUUAAAAAAGCUGUUCCCCAACUUGACCGUCAUCCGAGGGACUCACCUCUUCUUCAACUACGCCUUGGUCAUCUUUGAGAUGGUUCACUUGAAGGAGAUUGGCCUCUAUAGCCUUAUGAACAUCACCCGCGGCGCUGUGAGGAUAGAGAAGAACGACGAACUCUGCUAUUUGUCCACCAUUGACUGGUCUCGGAUUUUGGAUUCUGCAGAAGACAACUACAUUAAGUCCAACAAGGACGACAAGGAGGAGUGCGGAGACAUGUGCCCCGGAGUGGCGCAGGGGAAAGGCAGCUGCCCGCCUACUGUCAUCAACGGCAUUUUCAUCGAGCGCUGCUGGACCCAUGAGCAUUGCCAGAGAGUGUGCCCCACAGCUUGCAAGUCCCAGGGCUGCCUCCAGGACGGGCGGUGCUGCCACCCUGAGUGCCUGGGCAACUGCCUUGAGCCCAACAAUCCGGGGAAGUGCGUCGCCUGCCGGAACUUCAACCUGGAGGGCAAGUGCGUGGAGAUGUGCCCGCCCGGCUACUACCGUUACAAAAGCUGGCGCUGCGUGACCUUUGACUUCUGCCAAGACCUACACAACAAGUGUAAGAUCGCCCGGCAGUCUGGGUGCCACGUCAUCCACAACGGCGAGUGUGUUCCUGAUUGCCCCUCGGGAUACACCAUCAACUCCAACAAGUGCACAACAGGAUGUGCUCUGGGCGAGAAACGGCCCACCUCUCAAGGCCUUCCGAAGCUGGGUUGGCUGCCAGCAAGGGAACGCUCCAGUCAACUGUCAGAUACCUGCUCGACAAGCAGCCGCGUGUCCGACAGGCAACCAGCCAGCGCGGAAGGAACUGAAGCAGCAACAGCCGUGGAAAGAAAUCUUUUGGAGACGCUUGUUUCGGUCGCAGCUGCGCUGCUCAAGACUCCAGAAACGGGGCUGGGCGGAGGGGAGAGGCACACUUCGGCCUUUCAAGCUCUGCUCAGCGGGGAAGCUCGCUUUCCCCAGACAUGGCGGAAGCGCUGUCCCCGGCCACCUGACCCGAGGCGCUUGGAGGACCCCUCGUUCAAGAAGAGGCUGUUGACGUGGCUUUGUCGUUCGCCCAUCAUGGGGCUCAGGCCCUCGGCCAGGAGGCUGGGUUCCCGGGAAGCUACACGGGGAGAAGCGGAGAAAGGGCAAGAAGAAGCUGCCCCCCGGCGGGGAAAGCGCGGGGCCGCCCGCCACAGCCGCGGGAGCGCCACAGCCCCGACCCUCCCCGCGCGCGCCCCCUGCCCGGCCCGGCCCGUCGGUCGCCUGCACUCACGCAUCCCGCCCGGCCCCGGGGAGACUGCUGCUGCUGCUGCAAAGCGCCCGCCUGCCGCCGCCAAGCUCCGGGAAGGAAGGAAGGAAAGAAGGAGGAGGGGGACGCGCGGGCGUGGGGGCGAGGCGCGCAACCGGCGGCCAGCGCAGCGCCGGGGCUGGAAGCCAGGAGGCCGUUCCGUCAACCAGCAGGAGCCGUGCCAUCAGCCUGGGCUUUUUCAGGGCCUGGACAAGUGUGGCAAGGCUGUGUGGGCGCAGAGCAGGGGUGUGGCCUGCAAGGUCAAAGAGCAGGGCCCUCUGCUCCAUCGGCAGCUCCUUCGGCCGCUCAGACUGACCUCUAGCUCCGAGGAUGAUGCCGGUCGAGCAGCCGCCGAUGAAGUAGUUCACGGGGUCAUCCGGCGCAUCUCGGAUCUGUGCGCUGAGGCUCCGAGCCAGAGGAAAUGCAAGCCCGGCAGAAACACCGACACUUGCAAAAGGCACAUCGGUGCUUAUUUGGAAAGGCAGGCCCCCAAGACUGGGCCCACCAGGAAGCGGAGAGAUCUCGGCAGCAUUGCCAACGGCACUUGGGUGGCACCGACCAUCCUUCCUCCAGCGAACGCCUCCAUGGCCACACCCAAAGGCUCCCAGGAGUCCCAGCUCUUUGAGAUGGAAGUUUCAAAGGAGUUCUUGGUGAUCUCGAACCUGCGGCACUUCACCGGCUACCGGAUCGAGAUCCAGGCCUGUAACCGCAAGGCCCCCAAAGAAUGCAGCGUGGCAGCCUACGUCAGUGCCAGGACCGUGCCCGAAGCCAAAGCGGACGACAUUGUUGGGCCUGUGAGCCACGAGCUGAUCGACAAGAGCACCGUCCACCUGAGGUGGCAAGAGCCGAAGGAGCCCAACGGCCUAAUCCUACUGUAUGAAGUGAACUACGGGCACCCUGGCGAUCCAGAGGAGCAUCACUCCUGCAUAUCUCGGAAGCUUUUUGCCAAAGAUCAGGGGUGCAAACUGAAGGGGCUGCAGCCGGGGAACUACAGUGUGCGUGUCCGGGCCACCUCGCUGGCUGGCAACGGAUCGUGGACAGAAACCACCUACUUCUUUGUUCCGGAUUAUUUGAACACUCCGACUAACCUCGUGGGCGUGAUUGUUCCCGUCAUUUUCACUUUCAUCUUCAUUGCUAUUAUCGUCGGCACCUAUAUCUUCAUCAAAAAGAGGCAGAAGGAAGGACCGACAGGGCCUCUCUAUGCAUCCUCCAAUCCAGAGUACCUCAGUGCCAGCGAUGUUUAUGUCCCAGACGAGUGGGAGGUCCCCCGGGAGAAGAUCUCCCUCCUGCGGGAGCUGGGCCAGGGCUCCUUCGGCAUGGUGUACGAGGGGAUCGCCAAGGACAUCGUCAAGGGCGAGGCAGAGACCCGGGUGGCGGUGAAGACGGUGAACGAGUCGGCCAGCCUGCGGGAGCGGAUCGAAUUCCUCAACGAGGCCUCCGUGAUGAAGGGCUUCAGAUGCCACCAUGUGGUUUGCCUCCUGGGGGUUGUGUCCAAAGGGCAGCCCACCCUUGUCGUCAUGGAGCUGAUGUCCCACGGGGACCUGAAGAGCUACUUGCGGUCCUUGCGUCUGGAUGCUGAGAACAACCCCGGCCGUCCACCGCCUACUCUCCGAGAGAUGAUCCAAAUGGCCGCAGAGAUUGCUGACGGCAUGGCUUACCUGAACGCCAAGAAGUUUGUCCACCGGGACCUGGCGGCCCGGAACUGCAUGGUGGCUGAAGACUUCACCGUCAAAAUUGGAGACUUUGGCAUGACCCGGGACAUCUACGAGACGGACUACUACCGCAAAGGGGGGAAGGGCCUCCUGCCCGUGCGGUGGAUGGCCCCCGAGUCCUUGAAGGACGGCGUCUUCACAGCCUAUUCGGACGUGUGGUCCUUUGGGGUCGUCCUCUGGGAGAUAAGCAGUCUGGCGGAGCAACCCUACCAAGGCCUCUCCAACGAGCAGGUCCUGAAGUUUGUCAUGGACGGGGGAUGCCUUGAGAGGCCAGAAAACUGUGCUGAGCAGCUCCACAGCCUCACGCAGAUGUGCUGGCAGUACAACCCCAAGAUGCGUCCUUCCUUCAUUGAGAUCAUCGAGAUGCUGAAGGAGGAUCUGCACCCGGCCUUCCGGGAGGCCUCCUUUUUCUACAGCGACGAGAACAAGCCCCCCGAGACGGAGGAGUUCGAGAUGGACUUUGAGAACAUGGAGAGCAUCCCUCUGGACCCCGCCUCCUACACGCAGCAGGACGAGGUCUUGGGGCGAGACGGCAGGCCCUCCCUGGGGCUCAAGGGGAACUAUGAGGAGCACGUCCCCUACACUCACAUGAACGGCGGCAAGAAGAACGGCCGCAUCCUCCGCUCGAGCCCCUCCUAAGA